AUGAUGUCUUACCUCAAACAACCCCCAUACAGCAUGAACGGGCUGGGCCUGGCUGGGCCCGCUAUGGACCUCCUGCACCCCUCUGUGGGCUAUCCGGCCACCCCGCGGAAGCAGCGACGCGAGCGCACCACCUUCACGCGCUCACAGCUGGACGUCCUCGAGGCGCUCUUCGCUAAGACUCGCUACCCUGACAUCUUCAUGCGCGAGGAGGUGGCGCUCAAGAUCAACCUGCCAGAGUCCAGAGUCCAGGUCUGGUUCAAGAACCGCCGCGCCAAAUGCCGCCAGCAGCAGCAGAGCGGGAGCGGAACCAAGAGCCGCCCAGCCAAGAAGAAGUCGUCUCCAGUGAGGGAGAGCUCGGGCUCCGAAAGCAGCGGCCAAUUCACGCCGCCCGCUGUGUCCAGCUCCGCUUCAUCUUCUAGCUCGGCGUCCAGCGCCUCCGCCAACCCGGCGGCUGCAGCGGCUGCGGGCCUGGGGGGGAACCCGGCGGUGGCAGCCGGGUCGUCGCUGAGCACGCCGGCUGCUUCCUCCAUCUGGAGCCCGGCCUCCAUCUCGCCCGGCUCAGCGCCCGCGUCCGUGUCACUGCCCGAGCCACUGGCCGCUCCUAGCAACGCCUCGUGUAUGCAGCGCUCGGUAGCCGCAGGCGCCGCCACGGCAGCAGCCUCUUACCCUAUGUCCUACGGCCAGGGCGGUAGCUACGGCCAGGGCUACCCCGCGCCCUCCUCUUCCUACUUUGGCGGCGUGGACUGCAGCUCGUACCUAGCGCCCAUGCACUCGCAUCACCAUCCGCACCAGCUCAGCCCCAUGGCACCCUCCUCCAUGGCCGGCCACCAUCACCACCACCCACACGCGCACCACCCGUUGAGCCAGUCCUCAGGCCACCACCACCACCACCAUCACCACCACCACCACCAAGGCUACGGUGGCUCGGGGCUUGCCUUCAACUCUGCCGACUGCUUGGAUUACAAGGAGCCUGGAGCGGCCGCUGCUUCCUCCGCCUGGAAACUCAACUUCAACUCGCCCGACUGUCUGGACUAUAAGGACCAAACCUCUUGGCGGUUCCAGGUCUUGUGAGCCCAGGAGUGAGAGGAAGAGGAGAAGAAACGUAACUACCUGCUCCCUCCGUGGUCCCCAUCCUGUUGUUGCUGCUGCAUCGCCCGCCUUUGCCUCGGCUUCUCCAAAACUGAAUUUUCACAUCCCCAAAAGAUGCCCAUUGCCCGCACUGUCGCCCCUAUCUUUAAGCCACUUGCUUGGGGAUGUGUAAACCCGCCUAUCCCUUGGAUGAGGGGUAUUGGUGCCUCGCUGUGGCCCACAUGUCCUAUACGAGAGAGCUGUGUGUUCUCCCUAUCAACCCCCACCUACCUUCCAAGUCACCCCUUCUAGUCCUUCUGGACAGCUGUUAUGCACUUGCAGCCUUCGGAGGCUCUUCGCUCUGACCCGCUGUUUGAACCCAACACUUUUAUUUAUUCUUUCUGGGCACUGGAGUCACUAAUUGGCGUGUUUCUGCCCAUUGGAGUGCACCCACAUAGUACUCCAAAUCAAAACAACCACUAAGUGUUUCUCCUGCACAGACUGCCGCCCCUUCAGCUGCCCGCGAUCCCGCUCCCCGCCUGCAGACCGGAGUACCCCGGCGUUUCCUCCUCCUCAGCGGGGUGCGCCGGGGUGAGCUGAAGCACGGCCCGGCCUCCCUGCGCUGGACUGGUUCAAGCUUCCGCCUCGGCGGGAAUGCUGUAUAUAGUCGGGUCCGUUCCGGGGACCACUUAAACUUUUUAGUUGCUGUUAGUUGAACUGAACAGAUCUCGUCGUAGCGCCCAGGAAACAGAACUUUAAGAUAUAUACAGCACAUAUAUAUAUAUAUACAUAUAUAUAUAAAACAAAUGCAAAAAAUAAUUUCUCUCUGUCCCCUUUCCUGUCUUCCUCAAACAAUGGCGCUUUUUCUUUUUCAGUUGUUACAAUGUCCUGCCCUCUUCAUAUCUUCUCCCUCUGUGUAUUUAUUAAAGAGAACCGCUUGGGUCCAGGAAGCUGGGCGCGGAAGAUCAGGAGUGUGGAGGGAACAGCCAAGUCAGGGUGCAAGGGUGGGAGCUAGGCUGGGCGGGGGCGCGGGACUUGACUGAGUCCCUCACCCGGCCUAAGCACACGGUCGCAGUUCUGGUAUACAGACCCCAAAACAAAAGAAAACCAAAAAAAAAAAAAAAAAGCAAAAAUUCAGCAUUAUGGAAAAAACAAACAAACCCAGACCCCAAACCUCAGUUCCAAUUCCUCUGUCGGUUUUUCUCUCUUUAAACAUCAUCGUUUUGUCUAGUGAGUUUUUAGUGCACCUUCAUUCUCCGAAAUCUGUGGAGUCCCCGCGCGCCUGUGUAUCAAUUUUGGCUUUGGCCGCUUCGUCCAGUAGGUGGGAAAGUAAUUUGUAAAUUUGAUUUGUCCGAUGUGAAGAUCACAAAUUACUUGUUGAAAUGUAAGGCAGUCCCUCUCCUCCUCUUUAUCUACAUUAUUUCCCGAAAAUAAAUGCAAAUUAAUGAA
Messenger RNA from Galeopterus variegatus (Sunda flying lemur), 2517 nucleotides. It is a transcript of the gene OTX1, whose product is annotated as orthodenticle homeobox 1. Gene Ontology annotation, molecular function: RNA polymerase II cis-regulatory region sequence-specific DNA binding; DNA-binding transcription factor activity, RNA polymerase II-specific. Gene Ontology annotation, biological process: regulation of transcription by RNA polymerase II; multicellular organism development. The transcript has 3 exons. The coding region runs from base 1 to 1071 and encodes 356 amino acids. The record is from RefSeq and is a predicted model, not a curated record. Gene Ontology annotation, cellular component: nucleus. Lineage: Eukaryota; Metazoa; Chordata; Mammalia; Dermoptera; Cynocephalidae.